Molecule: messenger RNA, 5718 nt
Organism: Phascolarctos cinereus (koala)
Lineage: Eukaryota; Metazoa; Chordata; Mammalia; Diprotodontia; Phascolarctidae
Source: RefSeq, a predicted model, not a curated record
CGCUCCGUUGCCAAGGCUACAACCGUCUCCAGGGUUGAAUCUUCUGUAACUGUUGGGCGCUCUGGAGUCUCUGAACCUCCAUUCUCCGGCCCCUACACUUUUCUGGAGCGGAGGCGAGGGCUCGGAGAAGGCUGAGAGGCCAAGGGAGAACCCCUCGCGAGUUCUCCCGAGCCUCUCUGAAGCCGACCAUCAGGAUGAAGAAGUUUUUCAGCUUUGGCAGCAAGAGAGAGCUGUCUCCCUCUCGAGCCUCCUUCGUCCCGCGGAGGGACAACGGGGUCCUAGCUUUCGGCCCUAAUGCAGGAUACCUCCUCAGGGCCAAGGACCUGGGGAAGAUCCACAAAGCUGCCUCCGUCGGGGACGUGGCGAAGGUGCAGCAGCUGCUGCUGCUGGGGAAGGCAGGCGUGAACGAUCGGGAUAAAGUGAACCGGACGCCUCUACACCUGGCCUGUGCUAAUGGAUAUCCAGAUGUUGUGUCUCUCUUAGUAGAGAGGAAAUGCAAUCUAAAUCUGUUUGACAAUGACAGGCUAACGCCUUUAAUUAAGGCAGUAGAGUGUCAGCAGGAGGAAUGUGCAACUAUCCUGCUUGAACAUGGUGCAGAUCCUAAUCUUGUGGAUGCCAGCAACAACGCUGCACUUCACUACGCUGCCUCUGGACAAAACACAGCCAUAGCAGCAAAGCUGCUGAGACAUAAAGCAGAUAUGGAAGCAAAAAACAAGGAAGGGUAUACACCACUUUUGCUUGCAAUUAGAGGAAAUAAUCAAGAUAUGGUAGAUCUUCUCUUAAAGAAUGGAGCAAAUGUGAAUGCCUCAGAUAAGUCUAAAAGAACAGCCCUGAUGAUUGCUGUCAGUGGUGAACCAACAGGCAUAGUCAGUCUUCUUCUUCAGCAUGACGUUGAUCUCUCUUGCCAAGAUAUAUAUGGAUGGAAAGCUGAAGAAUAUGCUAUUUUCAGUGGUCAUUCCAUUCAUCGCCAACUAAUUAAUCAGUAUGGAACACAGAAGGCACUUAAUCAGCCCCUUUCACCCCAAAUUGGCAGUUCAGAGAGGGCUUCUGAUCCAGAAUUUGCUUUGGGUGGACCUGCCAUGGACCAGGAAGUAAUGGAAGAAAAUUCCCUGGAAGAAUCUAUAAGCAGACUCUGUGACAAACCUGGGGCUGAUGAUUCCUGGCCAACCACAGAUGAAGAAGAAUUAGAUUUUAGUAUUAAGAAACUCCCCAAGUCGAAGUUAACCAAAAUAAUAAGUGCUUCUCAGCAGAUAAGGAAAAACAAAUACAGUAGAGAAGUCAAUACAGAACAUAGAACUUUUCUUGGGCACAGUGAGUCAUAUAGCGAAAAAGAAGAUAUGACAAAUUCCCUUCCUAAGCCUUCAUCCCAAGCCCAGUGCUCCCCUCAUCUUGUCCAUCCCUCACUUGGCUCCUUUUCAAGGUCUUCCCAGAUGAUGUCUACUCUUCUGGGCAUUAAUAAGGUCCAUCAACAUCUGGCAAUUAUGGAAGAAUCAACAGAAUCAGAGGAGGAAGAAAAGGAAGAUGCUGUAUCUGUUGACAAUGGUACUAGAGAACAAACACUUCCUGAAACUGCAAAUCUUCCCAAUGAAGUUCAGGCUCACUGUACAUCAGAGAAUCGUGCUGUUAGAAAAGAUAUGAUGUUAGCAUUAGGAUUGGAAGAGGAAGAAGAUGCAGAAUCACCUUGGGAUUCAGAGUGUUCCACUGAAAGUCUCUCCAAAGGAUCUGCCAGGCACGUACCUGCAGCCACAAAUCAAACCUUAAAAGACAAUAUUUCAAUGAGACAACAUGAAGAUGUAUUUUAUAUACCUUCUUUCAUGAAUGGAUCAAGAAGCUUUAAGAUGAAUAAACUAAUGGAUAUGAGAAGUAUAGGCAUGCCAGUAGGCAACGUGGAUUAUCUUGAGAGACAUCCUAAUUUGAAGCCCCUUCAACCCACUAUUGAAAUGCAAGAUUCUUUCACAAACCAAGAAUCAGAAAAAGGAGUUAAGGGAAAACAAAAGUCAUAUUUAAUGGAAGAAUUUGAUUUAGAUGAUGCAGAUGACAUGGAUGAUGCUUCUGAUUGGGAUUCUCCCAGUACUUCUCAGAAAAGUGAAAGUUACAGAAGUUCCAAGGAUUUGAAUUUUAAUGGGAAUUAUCCUUGCCCCUCACUGCCACUGAUCAAAAAUCAGUCAGAAUCUACAGAAUUUGGAAAGAUUCCUUUAAAAGAAGAUGAAGCAGCUAGAGCUGGAAAUGGCCCUGAGACUGGGUUUAGCGAUGUGAUUCUAGAAGAAAAACCAGUGCCUCAGAAGGAGUGUGAACCACAGCCCUCUCUGAAAGAAGAGGAAGGUAAAGAAGAAUUGGAAUUUAAAGGAUCAUCAGAGGAAGGCCAAGAAAGUUUUGAUAAAAGUGACCAGGAACAGGACAAAGUACAGAUGGAUGCAGAUGAUCUUGAUGACCUCAGUCAGUCAUCUGACAUAGCUACAGAGGAUUAUGAUUUCCCUCCCUUAAACAAUAAGAAUGUUUUGUUAUUGAUUGAACAACUUAGUGUUGAUUGUAAAGAUCCUAUUAGCCUUUUGAAAAUUCAGGAUGCAGUUCUUAGAUAUGAACGAUUGGUAGAACUUAAAAAAGGACAUUGUUCACUACUCACUGGAAAAGUUAAGAGUUUAGAAAACAAGAUUACUGGACUACAGGAAGAAUUAUCAGAAUCAAGAGAAAUGAAAUCCCAUUUAGAGCAUCAAAAAGCAGAAUGGGACAGAGAACUCAGUAGCCUCAGGUUUACACUGAAGCAAGAGGAAGUAAAGCGAGUGACUGCAGAAAUGCUGUUUGAAAAAAUUAGAGAACAGUUAAGAAGAAAAGAAGAACAAUAUAGUAAAGAAGUGGAGCUAAAACAGCAACUUGAAUUCACUCUUAGAACUCUGGAGCUUGAACUGAGAACAGUAAGAAAUACUUUGAAACAGGUUGAAGAAGAGCGAAACGACACUCAAAGACAACUUUCUCAGGAGCAGUGUGCCAGAGCUUUGCAAGACAAAAUUCUGAAUAAUCCUCUUUGGAAGAAAAAGGAAAUAGAAGCAGCUGCCUCCAAAAUGAUUCAGAGUUCUGAGGUUCCUGAUAGCAAUGAAAAAGAAAAAUAUCUCCUGCAUAAGAAUCAAAACCUACAGGAUGAAGUUGCCAUGCUUAAACUGGAACUAGACACAGUAAAAAUUAAAGAUCAGGAGAAAGAAAAUCAAUAUACAAGAGAAAAUGAAGUUUUAAAAGAAAAGAAUGAUGAGCUUCAAAAGGAAUUAAAACUGAAUGAAGAAGCAUUAACAAAAACAAUAUCCCAGUACAGUGAACAAGUAAAUGUUUUGACAACUGAGAAUGAAAUCCUGAGCUCUAAAUUCAAGAAUGAAAAACAAAACAGAGACAGACUAGAGACAGAAAUUGAAUCAUACCGUUCCCGUCUGACUUCUGCUCUUCGUGAUCAUGAACGAAGUCAGACAACAAAACUAGACCUCGAACAUAGCUUUCAGCGAGAACGAGAUGAGUGGCUUCGUUUACAGGACAAACUAAAUUAUGACUUGUCUAGUCUAAGAGAGAACAAUGGUGUCCUUUCUCAAGAGCUCUCUAAAGCUGAAAGUAAAGCCAAUAGUUUAGAAAAUGAGCUAUACCGUGUACAUGAUUCCCUCAGAGAAAAGACACACAUUUUAGAAAGCGCACAAAGAGAAUUAAACCAGGUCCAAUAUAAAGCAAAGGAACUGGAACACACAAAUCAAAUGGAAAAGGAAAAACUGAACAAAUAUAUCAUCAAAUAUGAAUCUAUCCAAGAAAGAUUAGCCCAAAUCCAGAGUGAAAAUAUGUUGCUUCGGCAACAGCUUGAAGAUGCCCAAAACAAAGGCAUCCUUAAAGAAAAUGUACUGAGUGAUGCCCAGGUACAGUUUAUUGAUCUCUUCAAUAAACUUCGUGCUGAUACUGAAAAACAAGUUCAUAUGGUAGAAGACAGAAAUAAAGAGUUAAUCAGUGAAUGUAACUACUUAAGAGAGCAAAUGUGUAAAUAUGAAAAUGAGAAAGCAGAAAGAGAGGGUGCAGUAAAAAGGCUUCAAGAAGAACUUGCUGAUUCCCUGAAAAAACAAUCCAUGACAGAAGCUUCACUAGAGGUUACAUCACUUUAUCAAAAUGAUUUUGAAGAUAAGAAAAAACAACUACAGAAUGAAAUCGAUCAAACUAAAAGUAAACUUGAUACUGAAAAGGAGAAAUUAAAGAAAGUCAUUGAGUUAAAGCAAUCUCUGGGAAAUCGUCUAGAAAAAGAAAUGAAAAGAAAUGAUGAAUUACAGAAAGAACUCAGUGGAUUUAAAAAACUGUUGAAAACAACACAAAAGAAAUUAAGAGAAUAUGAAAAAGGAGAUGUUUACAAGGGGGCACUGAAGCAAACACAUUCUGAAACGGAUAGACAAAUUAAUAGGUUAAAAAAUAAGAUUGAAGACCUUACACAACAGUUGGAAGCAGCGUCUUCAAAAUGUAAACAGUUGGAAUCAAUGAACCAGAGUCUUCGAGAAGAGUUAUUUUCCAUGAAAAUCUUGCAAAAGAAAUGUGACAAGCUGGAAGAGAAUAAAAGACAAUUGGAAGAAGAAGUAGUUAAUCUUAAGCAUCAUUUGGAAAUUACUAAGCUAGAAGGCAGUCAAAUAGAACAAUAUAAACGUGAGAUUGAAGAACGAGCGAGGCAGGAAAUUGUAGAAAAACUAAAAGAAGUCAACUUAUUCUUACAGACACAAGCAGCAUCCCGAGACAACUUAGAACAAUUAAGAGAAAAUAACAAUGCUUCAAUAAGAAACCAAAUGGAACAACGAAUUAGAGAUCUGGAAACUGAACUCUCCAAAAUGAAAAACUCACAUCAAGACUCAACUGAGGCAGAGAUAGAGAGAUACAGACAGCUUUAUUGUGAAGAAUUAAAAAUCAGAAAAUCAUUGUCAAACAAAGUAGACAGAACUACAGAGAGGCUAGCUGAGAUGAGUCACCGACUCCUGAAUGAAAAACAGAAGAAUAAAAUUUUAAUCAACAGUUUUACUGCAAGUCCAAUUCUGGAGCCUCCACAUGUUGGGAAUAUUAAUACUAGUAUGUUCCUCAGUAGAAGUCUUAUUCCAAGAGGAAAUUUAGUAUAUUCUACUGGAAAUAUAAUGUCUUCAAAAAGCAGAGUGGAGGCCUACCUGGCAAAGCUCUGUUACCAUGUGCUGAUGCUGGAUAAAUUUGUUACCACAUUCUUUUAUGAUAUGCAGCAGGAGUUGGAAGAAAGUAUAGCUAGGGAACUUGAUGAAGCUACAGCUAAACUGGAUUCUAGAUCUUGAAGGACUACUAAUCUACUAAUGAUUGCUCAAGAAUACCAAUGUUAAAUCAGGAUCCAGAAAAAUUACAUGCUUUAAAGGAAAAAAUAAUGUUCAUUUAUGAAAUUAACUAUGUUUACAUAAUAUAUAAUGGCUUUCCAUUAAAUACAUAAAUGUGAAAACAAUCUGAUGUAUUAGAAAAUGUGUUGUGUUAUAAGUUUUAAUAUGUACUGUGUUUAUUUAUAUAUAUAUAUAUAUAUAUAUAUGUAAAUAUAUUUGUAUGGUUCUUUAUUAAAAAUUUGAUUUCUUUAUAUUUGUAGCACUGCCUCCCAAAUUGUUAGUUUGUUGCAGGUACUCUAGAAACCACUAAAUGGAUUGUAAUAUUUUAGUUAUCUAUCUUUGAAGGUUGUACUGUGUUUUCUAUUUAAUAAAAUAUUAAAUAAGAUAG